AUGGCCCCUCUCCAAUGGGCCUAUGUCUCGCUUUCACUCGUUAUAUUUACUUUUUCUGCUCGCGGGAUACUUCGCCUCAUCAAAUACCUCCUGAAGCGGUCAUCGUCCGCUCUGAGAGACCUUCGUGGUCCGAAAUCGACCAGUUUUCUCUUUGGCAAUCAUCGACUGGUACAAGUCUGUGGUUUGGAGGCCGCUGAACAAUGGGAGAAGUGGGAGGACGAGUAUGGGUCGUUGGUGCAGCUGAAGUACUUCCUCAACACGAACCGUGUGGCUGUAUUGGACUUGCGUGCUGUCUCACAUAUCUUCUCCAACAACUUCGUGUAUGAGAAGCCUCCGGUGGUACGUAGCAUCUUGAGCAGUUUUAUGGGACCUGGGCUUUUAUUUGUGGAAGGAGAACAGCACAAACAACAGCGUCGUAUCAUGAAUCCCGCCUUUGGAUCCACCCAAAUUCAUCAAUUUGUCAACCUGUUUCUGUACAAAUCUCAACAGCUCCGUGAUGCUCUCCUCUCUGAAACAUCUGCAUCUUCAUCGGGCCACACCAAAAUUGACAUCGUUCCCUGGCUCAACAAACUUACUCUAGACAUCAUCGGCCUUGCUGGGUUCGACUAUGCUUUUGACUCCCUCAAUCCCAAAGAUGGCGGUAUAAAUGAGCUGCACCACUCAGUGCGAAUGAUGCUUGCACCACCUCCCUCAGGAUUUGCCCGCCUCAUGACGGUCGGACGAUACUACAUCCCUGCUCUUCGUCUCAUUCCCACGAAACGUGACCGAAUUGUCGCUGCAGCUCAAAAUACUAUGAACCGGAUUGGAACAAAACUUAUCGCUGAUAGUAAGGCUUCGGUCCUCGCGUCAGGUCAGGAAAAGGAAGACGAUGGGUCGCAUGCAAUGUUCAAAAAGGACUUGUUGAGUUUGUUAGUGAGGAACAAUAUGGAGCCGGAGUUGCCGGGUCAUGUGCGAAUGGACGACACGGAGGUCCUUGCUCAGAUUACCACGAUGAUUAUUGCCGGGCAUGAUACAACAAGUACCGGUGUCACCUGGGCUCUUCUUGGACUCUCCUCCAACCUUGCCUCCCAAGCCAGACUACGUUCCGAACUGUUCAGCGUUCAAACUCCCUCGCCAUCCAUGGAAGAACUGAACUCGUUACCCUACCUCGACGCCGUCGUACGCGAAACGCUGCGGUAUUAUUCACCGGUGCCGCAUACGGUGCGAGUGGCGAAUCGCGACGAUGUCAUUCCGCUAUCCGAGCCCUGGGUGGAUAAGCAUGGUGUAGUACGGAAGGAGUUGAGGAUGAUAAAGGGCGAUACAAUCGUCAUUCCGUUCAUCGCGAUUCACUUUUCGAAGAAGAUAUGGGGUCCGGACGCUCACGAAUUCAAACCGGAGCGCUGGUCAAAUCUUCCUCCUGAAGUCCAGUCCAUACCCGGCGUUUGGGGCAACAGCCUCGCAUUCUCCGCCGGCCCCCGCGCUUGCAUCGGUUUCCGUUUCUCCGUCAUGGAAAUGAAGGCGAUCCUCUUCACCCUCCUCCGCUCUUUCCGCUUCGGACUCGCAGUUCCACUGCACGAGAUCAAGCCUCUGACGAAGAUCGUCCAGAAGCCGUAUCUGACGAGCGAUCUGAAGGCAGGGACGCAGUUGCCUUUGAAUAUUACACCACUUGAGGCGGAUGGGGAGUUCUCAGAGUCGUGA
Stereum hirsutum FP-91666 SS1 is the source of this 1677-nucleotide messenger RNA. Its product is annotated as cytochrome P450. The transcript is spliced from 14 exons. Lineage: Eukaryota; Fungi; Basidiomycota; Agaricomycetes; Russulales; Stereaceae. The coding region runs from base 1 to 1677 and encodes 558 amino acids. The record is from RefSeq and is a predicted model, not a curated record. Gene Ontology annotation, molecular function: oxidoreductase activity, acting on paired donors, with incorporation or reduction of molecular oxygen; monooxygenase activity; iron ion binding.